UUGUCGACAAAUUGUCGCGCGGAAAAUUUGAAUUUUUUCAAGAAUUAUAUUCAAGAUGGCGUCCUCCGCAGGCACUGACGAUAACGAUUCUGUUCGAGGAAAGAUAAAUGAUUGGCAAGAAAGUUCACAGGCAACUUCAAGCCCGACAGAUAACUCCAAACAAGUUUCUGGAACUGAUGCAGAUUUUUUGGAAAAUUCAAAUGACGCGGACCAACGUCAUAAUGAGUAUUUUGAGGGAGCAGAAGACUGGACAAAUGUUAACAAUCGUUUAAAACAGCACGGGUUUCGUUCAAUUCGACCAACACCCCCAAGUCAAGUCUCGGAGGCUCAGUCAGGUGUUUUUCUCGACGAGGCUGAAGCUCACAUGUUGAGAAAUACGAUUGAGAAACUCUUAGAUGAUUGUGAGCGACGUCAAGCAUUAGUUCAAGAACUUAUCACUUCUUCAAAUAAGUUACAAGAGGAAGUGAAUGAAAAAAGUGACAAAGCGUAUCGUUAUGAUAGAGAGGUUGGUCGACUUCGUAAGGAACUGAAGUCCCAACAAUCAAAAAUUCAGGAACUCGAACAAAAACGUCUGGAUGAAGUACGAAGUCAUGGUGAGGAAAUGCAAGCAACAAGCAUCGCUAAGGCUGACCUUCAAGCAAACUGCGACCUCCUGGAACAAAGAUGUGUUGAAAUGGAGCAAAAGAUUGUUGAACUACAAUAUCAAAAUCAGGAAUUGGUUUCAUUGGAAAAGGAGAGACAGACGAAGACUUCUACAUUUCCACAGCACAGGUUUGAUAACGAUGAGUCCAACAGUCAAGAGAGCAAGGCAAGUCAUGCUGUGGAGAAAGAUCUUGAUGAUGAUCAUCCUAUCGACCAAGACUCACCGACCACCGCUAGUGAGCUGGAUGAUAUGGGACGGUUGACUCCUAAAAAUCUUGAAUCAACGCCUGAAACUCUACAAAGUGAACAAGUUUUGGAAGGAAAAGCUAGUAAGAUCAGCCUUGCGCCAAACUCUAAGUUUCUUCAAAAGAAAUUAAAGACGACUGAAAGACACGUGGAAGAAUCGAAGAAAUUGAUUGAUUUAUUAGAAGAUGAAAAUAAUAAAUUAAAAGCAGAACUAACAAAAAGACCGGGUUUGGAUGAAUGGAGAAAGGCUUGGAAAUACAACAAAAAGCUAGAGCGGAUUCUUAUGGAAAACAAUUUGAGUAUCUCAACUAAAAGAACUAAAGAUAUGAACGAGAGGAAGAAAUCAGUCAAACACAAAACACAUGUUAAAGAUAUUGAUUUUCUGCCCAUCGAUGUCUGCAGAAAGUAUAUCAAGCGAAUAUGCACCAGAUUAAACAUCAAUGACUUGAGAGAAAUCAACCCACUCUUAGACUCCCUCGUAACUCUUAGUGAGUCACAGAAGAAGAUGGAAGCGUUAAUACGCAAAAUCUUGCAAGUGAUAGAUGUAAAGAACGUUCCAUAUCAGUUGCUUGAUGAUAUAUCAGACAGCACAGAACCUCGUGACCAUUCCGUUUAUUGUGAAAAAGCUUGGAAACUAAUCUUACCGACACUCAAAAAGUGGUCAAGUGAAAUAAAGAACUUGAAGGCAGUAAAGGAAGAGAUAACACGCUUAUCUCAGAACCUUUUUCCGUGGAAACCUGUUAACGACUUGUUCAAUGAAGGUAGCGAGAACGAUCCUAGUGUUGAAGAUAUAAGAAAAGCCUUAGAGAAGAUCACAAUGAGCGAUGACCGAGUUAAAGCUUUUGAUUUACGAGAAGACGAUCCUGCUUCGAUGGAACAGUUGAAGGGCAUUGUGGCACAUUUCCAGAAAUUGUUUGAUGUCAAAAGUAUCAGUGGUGUAUUUCCAAGAAUGAAUGAAGUUUACACCAGAGUUGGAGAGACACUUAAUGUGAUGAAGACCAUCAGAGAAACACUUGAUUUAGCGCCGAAUGCCAAUUCCAUUGAAAUCGUCAACGCGAUUGGAAAGAUUCAAACAGCAAAGCACUAUUUGAAAUUCCAGGACUUACCUGGUAUCAUCAAACGUCUUGAAGAAUACGACGAAUUUUUUCCUGCCUUUCAGUCGCUAGUCUCCCAGCUUUACGAUUUGUUAGGCGUUGAUAAGAUGGAUGAGAUUCUCACAGCUGUGAAGGCUUUAAUCCACUUUCCUCAGAAAUAGAAAGUUUCAAACACUAAAUGUAUAGUAUAUAUAUUGAUAAGUGCAAUGGAUACUAGGACUGUUGUGGGAUUUUAGAAAUUCAUUGCGAAAGGUGCUUUAACAUCCACGAAUUAUUUCAAAAGAACAACAUAUAGAAACAUUCGAACUUCGCUUCAAACAAAUAACCUA
Molecule: messenger RNA, 2311 nt
Organism: Dendronephthya gigantea
Lineage: Eukaryota; Metazoa; Cnidaria; Anthozoa; Malacalcyonacea; Nephtheidae
Product: centrosomal protein of 70 kDa-like
Exons: 20
Coding region: 56-2143 (695 amino acids)
Biological process (GO): cilium assembly; regulation of microtubule cytoskeleton organization
Cellular component (GO): centrosome
Molecular function (GO): gamma-tubulin binding
Source: RefSeq, a predicted model, not a curated record